Sphaeroforma arctica JP610 is the source of this 264-nucleotide messenger RNA. RefSeq lists its product as hypothetical. The record is from RefSeq and is a predicted model, not a curated record. The transcript has 2 exons. Lineage: Eukaryota; Ichthyosporea; Ichthyophonida. The coding region runs from base 43 to 264 and encodes 73 amino acids.
CCUGACAUUUGCAAUGUAUAUUCAUCUCAGGAGGACUACGAAAUGGAGACCGAGUUUGUCGAAGGAGACUAUGAAGACGAUGAUGAUGAUGUUGAAGACUUCUAUGGAGCGGGAGAUUCCGAUGAUGACUCAUCGGACGACUCCUCAGACGGCGAUGGCAGUGGCGGUAGCAAACGCGUAGAGAUGGAAUACGAAGACGAGACUGAUAUUGUGAAGGACGGUGGUUUGGAGAUUGGCGGAAGAGGUGUAGGGGAUGAUUGGUAG